This is a messenger RNA of Hydra vulgaris (swiftwater hydra), 1958 nucleotides long. RefSeq lists its product as uncharacterized. The record is from RefSeq and is a predicted model, not a curated record. NCBI's taxonomy places the organism in Eukaryota, Metazoa, Cnidaria, Hydrozoa, Anthoathecata, Hydridae. Gene Ontology annotation, molecular function: transmembrane transporter activity. Gene Ontology annotation, biological process: transmembrane transport.
CAAUAUUGAUAUUUAAUACUAUUUUAGUUAUUUAUUACAAUGUUGUAAAAUUUGUAACAAUUUUCUAAGAAAUAACCCAGAUUUAAAAAAAAAAUCAACGCAUUUGCUGAGAAGAUAUUACAAGUAAAAAAAAAAAUGACAAUUAGCAGUUUGAUUCGCAAUGUUGUAUAUGGUAAAGGAACAACGCCGCUACCAAAUGGAAUUUUAGUCUCACUUUUUUUACUAAUUCUUAGCAAUGGAAUGAUUUCUACAAAUGUUUUUUCUUAUUUGCCAGAGCUUGUAAAGGUUUUUGGUGCAUCAGAAGUUGAUGCAGGAAAAAGAGCUGGUUUUAUUGCAUCAAUAAUGUUUAUUACAAGAAUAUUUAGCAGCAUAAUGUGGGGAUUUAUCUGUGACAAAUUUGGAACAAAGGUUGCCUUGAUUAUUUCUGGAGCUGGUCUUGUAGCAUCUACUAUUUUUUUUGGAUUUAGCAUGAAUUAUACCUGGGCUAUUAUUGCUAGAUCUAUUCAAGGAUUGUGCUCAGGUAUGACAGUAAUAUCAAAAGCAAUUGUGUUUGAUGUUUCUGAUGAUACAAACAUUGCUGUUGCUUUCAGUAUACUAUUUUCUGGAUCUAACAUCGGAUUAAUUUUGGGACCUAGUAUUGCAGGUUAUCUGGUGUUUCCUGUUACUAAAUACCCAAAGGUUUUCAGUCAAGGAACAUUCUUUGACAAUUUUAAGAUUGUAAUACCUAACCUUCUAUUUGCUAGUGCGGUAUUAGUUGCACUUUUAGUGACAGUUUUUCUUCUGCCAAAGAAAAAAAUAAAUUUAGAGGAACAGGAAGUCGUAGUUGAAAAUGCUAGUUUUCAAAAUUCAUUAAUCGAUUCAAAUGUUUAUUUAAACUGUUCUAUCAAUGCUGACACAGUUCAAACAAUUGUGACAGAAAAAUCAGGGUUGCUUGAUUCAAAGAAGCCAACAGUUUUAAAGUAUUUUUUUUGGUUUAAGAAUACGAAGUUUGGAAAACUUCUAGGGAACAGAUAUUAUUUACUUCUGAUAUUAAUCUACUGUGCAUACUCUGUGCUGAUUGUGGGUCACAAUGAGUUAUUUCCUGUGUUUGCGGCUACUCUACCACAAUAUAAUGGACUUGGUAUGACAUCAUCAGAUAUUGGAUUACUUUUUUUAAUAGUUUCAUUUUUACUUUUCAUAUCUCAAAUGACUAUUUUAAAUAAGUUGACAAAUAAGUUUGGUUCAAAAAAGGUAUUUUGUGUAUCUACAUUAUUUUAUGGUGCGUUUGUAGCCCUGGUCCCAACAGCUUAUUUUAUGCAAACAAGAUCGGCUUUAUGGGUGGCGACAUCUAUUAAUCAAAUCUGUAUUAGAAUGACAGGGUCUGCUGGAUUUAUAGCAAUGAAUAUUUUUUUAAAUAAUUCAGUUGACUCAGAUAUUCUUGGAUUAGCAAAUGGGUUAGCAAUGUCUGUUGGCUCCAUUGGAAGUUCCGUUGGCGCUGUUGCAUUUGGAAAUGCUUUUACUUGGUCAAUGAAAAACAUUAAAAAUGCGCAAGAAAACAACACUUCGGCUGUGUUUCCUAUAAACCAAUAUUUCGCGUUUGUGAUAAUGGCAAUUUUGUCGAUGUUAGUUUUUUUGUGUGCGCUUUGUAUUCCUUCAUAUUUGAACAAAAAAAAAACCCGAACUGCACAACAACGCUCGGCUACGAUUGUUACAACAACAUAUUUUCGUUUUAGCCAAUAGAAUUGAAAGUAAUUGUGUAAGCAUAAAUUGUUUGGAUUGUAAACAAACUAACCAAAGCUUUAAAAAUAGAUAAUGUAUUUCAAACUUUUAGUUACGCUUUUAACAACAACAGUUAAAAAUAUAGCUUGCUUACCAAAAGAGCGCCAAAAUUGGUGUAUCGAUAUCAUAGAGAACCCCUUGGAUGUAUGUAAUAAUAAUAUUUAAAAUAUUUAUAUUAUUAUAUUUAGUAUAAAUAGUAA